This is a messenger RNA of Cladocopium goreaui, 817 nucleotides long. The record is from the annotation of a GenBank genome assembly. Lineage: Eukaryota; Dinophyceae; Suessiales; Symbiodiniaceae.
ACUUCAUCCAGCGUCCAUGCCCGCAUACCCUGGCACCGAAGAGAACAGUUGGUGGACGGCAGUGGGAUGCACGCUGCUGGCCAUCGCGUCGGUGAGUUCCGAAACCGCUCAAGGGAUACUGCCGGAUGACUUUACUUCACAUGUUCUCGGUUGCGGCAUUUUAGCUUUGACAUUCUUCUGCGCCUUCAUUGCUCUGAAAUCGACUUUUUCCAGCCGCAAAGCCAAGCUGACCCCGAACGACGAGGGAGUCUCGACGUCGCGGUCGCCGCGGUCGCCCCCAGGGCAUCGGGUGCAAAGCUGGGCAAAACGGAAAGAGGUCACCAUCAUGAAAGGAGUGGUGCAGAAAUAUUCCGAGAAGAAAGAGUGGGGCACCAUUUCAGUGCACGAUUCCGACUCUGAGUCGGAUGUGGAGUUGCGCGUGCGCUUCUUGCGCAGUGAGCGGGACCGCAUCGACCUGAAAGGGGGAGAACAUGUGAUUUUUCGAGCUGUGAAGGAUCAGCAGCUGGAAGGUUGGCUGCUAGCUGAGACCAUUUGGAAAGCUCCUGAGAGAAGUGAGGCAACACAGAGGCUUAGACCACAGGCGGCCAAUAAGGCAAUGGACUAAGCGGAAUGCCUUUCAUCCUGUUGGCCCAAGACAAAGAGUCGGAAGCAUUCUUGGGCUCCGGUCCUACGCGUUUCACAGGCCGAACAUAGGCGAAUUCAGAGGACCACACCAGAUGGCCGAAUGAUGCUGGAGCUAUAGGUGAUGAAACCAUAUGAAACCUGAUCGUCGAGAUUACCAUCGUAUUGUUCUCCUUUGCACUGGGUUGGGUGCCAG